Molecule: messenger RNA, 2049 nt
Organism: Suncus etruscus (white-toothed pygmy shrew)
Lineage: Eukaryota; Metazoa; Chordata; Mammalia; Eulipotyphla; Soricidae
Gene: ENOX2
Product: ecto-NOX disulfide-thiol exchanger 2
Exons: 14
Coding region: 1-1959 (652 amino acids)
Biological process (GO): ultradian rhythm
Cellular component (GO): plasma membrane; external side of plasma membrane
Molecular function (GO): RNA binding; protein-disulfide reductase activity
Source: RefSeq, a predicted model, not a curated record
AUGUGUGGUAUCAGGAUUGAACCCGGGAUGGGAUUGAACCAGCUGCCCUUUGACCCUGCCAACAACAACGAGCCCCUGCAAUUUGGUAGUGCCAGUGGCCCUUUGGUCACGGAAGGCCUCAUUGAGAAUGGAGGGGAAUCAAGCAAGAAAAGGAAAAGAACAAAUACUCCUUCAGCUGAUAAUAAUAGAACGCUGAAUGUGGAUUCUGCUCCAGUGACGUUACCUAUGUCUGAUCCAACUGCAUGGGCCACAGCAAUGAAUAAUCUUGGAAUGGCACCGCUGGGAAUUGCUGGACAACCAAUUUUACCUGAUUUUGAUCCUGCACUUGGAAUGAUGACAGGAAUUCCACCAAUAACUCCAAUGAUGCCUGGUUUGGGAAUAGUACCUCCACCAAUUCCACCAGAUAUGCCUGUUGUCAAGGAAAUCAUACACUGUAAAAGCUGCACACUCUUCCCUCCAAACCCAAAUCUUCCACCUCCAGCAACCCGAGAAAGGCCCCCAGGGUGCAAAACAGUGUUUGUGGGCGGCCUGCCUGAAAAUGGAACAGAGCAGAUCAUCGUGGAAAUGUUUGAACAGUGUGGGGAGAUCAUUGCCAUUCGAAAGAGCAAAAAGAAUUUCUGCCACAUUCGCUUUACUGAGGAGUACAUGGUGGACAAGGCCCUUUAUCUUUCUGGUUACCGCAUUCGCCUGGGAUCUAGCACAGACAAGAAAGACACUGGCCGUCUCCAUGUUGAUUUUGCACAAGCUAGAGAUGACCUCUAUGAGUGGGAGUGUAAACAGCGCAUGCUUGCAAGAGAGGAGCGUCAUCGUAGAAGAAUGGAGGAAGAAAGACUGCGCCCACCAUCUCCACCACCAGUGGUCCACUAUUCAGAUCACGAAUGUAGCAUUGUUGCUGAAAAACUGAAAGAUGAUUCCAAAUUCUCAGAAGCUGUACAGACUUUGCUCACCUGGAUCGAACGAGGGGAGGUCAACCGUCGAAGUGCCAACAACUUCUACUCAAUGAUACAGUCAGCCAACAGCCACGUCCGCCGCCUGGUGAAUGAGAAGGCUACCCAUGAAAAAGACAUGGAAAAAGCAAAGGAAAAAUUCAAACAAGCUCUUUCUGGAAUUCUUAUUCAAUUUGAGCAGAUAGUAGCUGUGUAUCAUUCCGCUUCCAAGCAAAAGGCAUGGGACCACUUUACAAAGGCCCAGCGUAAAAACAUCAGCGUUUGGUGCAAACAAGCUGAGGAAAUUCGCAACAUUCAUAACGACGAAUUAAUGGGAAUCAGACGAGAAGAAGAAAUGGAAAUGUCUGAUGAUGAAAUAGAAGAAACAACUGAAGCAAAAGAAGCUGAAGAACCAGCUUUAGUAUCACAGGCGGAAGCUCUGAAGGAAGAAAAUGACAGCCUGCGCUGGCAGCUUGAUGCUUAUCGAAAUGAAGUUGAACUGCUGAAACAAGAACAAGGCAAAACCCACAGAGAGGAUGACCCAAACAAGGAUCAGCAGCUGAAACUCCUGCAGCAAGCCCUGCAAGGAAUGCAACAGCAUCUACUCAAAGUGCAAGAGGAAUACAAAAGGAAAGAAGCUGAACUUGAAAAAAUCAAAGACGACAAGUUACAGGUGGAAAAAAUGUUGGAAAGUCUUAAAGAAAAGGAAAGCACUGCGUCUAGGCUGUGUACAUCCAGCCAGGAUAGUGACUACCCUCUCGAGAAGAACCUGAACAGCAGCCCCAUCAAAUCUGAACGGGAAGCACUGCUAGUGGGAAUUAUAUCCACUUUUCUUCAUGUACAUCCAUUUGGUGCAAGCAUUGAGUACAUAUGUUCCUACUUGAACCGUCUAGAUAAUAAGAUCUGCACCAGCGAUGUGGAGAGCCUCAUGGGCAGACUCCAGCAUACCUUCAAACAGGAAAUGACUGGAGUUGGAGCCAGUUUGGAGAAGAGAUGGAAGUUUUGUGGCUUUGAGGGCUUGAAACUGACCUGAGUCAUUUUUGCCAAACCACCUGGGAUCCUAAAAAAAUCCGUGUGUUGGGCAAGUUUAGAGAGUGAUUUGUUUUCAGCGGUUUUCAUGUGG